AUGCUCCAGCAGGGGCCUCUUGGCGAGGCAGCCGCGGGGGUUCUCGUCACCAGCUUCGACGGCUACCUCCGGCCGUCCAGCGCGCCGAGGAUCUCUGGCGCCGACGUGCACUUCGCCGCGGCCGCGGUGGGCAGGGGAUACCCUCGCGUGACGGUCGCCAUCGCCCCGCUCCACGCCGGCGACGGGGGCGAGCCGCGCCCGCGGCUCAAGAACAACGAUCACGACAUGACGCCGGUCUUCGGGGACCAGGCGAGCCUCAAGGCGGGCCGCAGCUUCGUCGCAGAGCUCCUCGUCAGGCUGCAGUCGCAGCGGCCGCCCCACCAGCCGCUCUUCCCGUUGAAACUGCCCGAGUACGAAAGGCAUUUCAACGGCGCUGUCGACGCCCUCCACCUGAGCCGCCUGGACAUCACGCCCCAGCGCGCCCGCCACGGAGGCCCGUCGGUCGAUGCAGCCAGAGGCCUCCGCAGCAUCGCUGAGAUUCAGAAGCGCGGGACGUGGCGGGCCGCGUCCUCGGUCAGGCGCUACGAGAUGGCAGGCGCUCUGAUGCGGCAGCUCGAGAAGGUGCCGCGGCCUCUGCUGCAGUCCUUCCCAGCGAAGCUGGUGCAGCUCAAGGCCGCUCUGCUUCGCUGA
Prorocentrum cordatum is the source of this 630-nucleotide messenger RNA. NCBI's taxonomy places the organism in Eukaryota, Dinophyceae, Prorocentrales, Prorocentraceae. The record is from the annotation of a GenBank genome assembly.